AAGCUGGAUAUUACUACAAGGCUGGCGACAAAAGGAAAGUCAAAACUGGUUCUUUAUAAAUCCUUUCAGUGCCUUUCAUUCCUAAGGGAUCAGUCGUUAAGAUUAGUAAGCCUUACACUACUGCCGUCAUAGUAAAGUGAAGAGACCAGCAACAGAAGUACAAACUACGGUAUUCCAUCAUACAACUAAAGCAAGCAUACAAGUAUUGCUGAUAACAGUUCUAUCGAUCGACGAGCCGGCGGUAUAGGGCCAGUCGAUUGUGUCGGCGAUAUAGUGUAACGGAGUGCGGUCCGAGUUUACCUACCUCAUCACCUCAUCGAGAACCUCAUCUUUUUGCGCCUUCUAGAAUUAACGUCACCUGCAUGCCUUGACCACAGACACCAUGCCCCUACCUCUGGUGUGUCAACACCACCUAAUGUCUGUUAAUUUUUAGUAAAGAUAUGUAAUUCACUUGCUAUCGAUUUUGCCGCGAUAAUCGUUAGUGGCUACGUCACGCUGCACGUGGAGUCAGAGAAAUAUUACAAUUAUGGGAUGUAAGCAGUCUGCGCCUGAAACCAAUACGAGGUCACUAACGGCAGAUCCAGAGGAGGCAAUGGCGGAUAAGUUACCGGAGCCUGCUCCGCCAGCUCCCACGGAUCCACGGCUACCGCUGGACGUUAGACAGGUGUUCAAGCUUAAAAAAUCAUGGAAGGGCAUCAAAAGGUGUAUGGAAUCCACAGGAGUCGAGAUGUUCAUAAGAAUGUUUCGGUCUAAUUGUGAGAUCCAAGUACUGUUCCAGAAGCUCAACCAUCUGCAGACAGAAGAAGAAAUGAGAGUGGACGAAAUUCUGGAGAAGCACGCGACUACUGUCAUGGCGACGGUGGACGAAGCGAUGAACAAUAUUGACAAUGUGGACUUCGUGUUAGCGUUACUCAGACACCGUGGUUCUUACCACAAGAAAAUCCCGGGAUUUACGAAACAAAUGUUCUGGGCGAUCGAGCUCCCUUUCCUGGAGGCUGUGAAAAUCACACUAGGAGACCGCUACAGUGAUAAUAUGGACAUAAUCUACAAAAAAACAAUCAAGUUUGUUCUAGAAACGAUGGUAGAGGGAUACGACACGUCCAAUACUGUGUCCUGAGGUCACGUGAUGAUGACCAUGUCUGCUACGGACAUACAUCGUGCCAACAUGGUAAUAGACAAGGAUGAAACAGUGGAUCUAGCACGAUUUCUCCGGAAAUUUCCCGGAAAUUUGGCCUGCUGGCACGUGUAGAUUGUGGCUAUCAGGCUCGUGCUGGCUUUGUGGAUCGGGAUGUACGACGCAGACUAAAGCGAUACGGUUACAAACAGCCCGCUAGGUGGCAGCAGGAUACAUCUAAAUAUGGCAUGUCCCAACAUUGUACAAGAUAUGGGGAUACAUGUCAGUUUUAGAGUGACCGACCGAAAAUGGAUCCUCGAAUUGUUAUAAAUUUGUUAAAGGCAUCCUCAGAAAGUAAAACGUCCAUGGAUGUUUGGAAAAUGGCGUCAAUGUGCAAACGACGGAAUGAUUGUGUGAUGAGUUGUGGAUAUGGGGGUAUAUAUGUAUGUUUGAAGGAGUUUAAAGAGGCCUAUGUGUUAUAUGUGGUAGAAUUGUAGAUUAAAUACGUUAUGUGUUACGUCAUGUGUGACAUCAUACAAUGUUGGAGUACUUACGUCGCGAAUGACUUCCAUCAGUAUCCUCCCUGCUUAUAAUUAUUUAGGUAAAUCCUGCAUAAAUUAUAUGCAACCCAUCCACGUCAUCGUACUGCCCUUGUAGCCUCCCUUUACACACAGGAACCUCUGCAUUCCCUUGUAUCCAUCUUCUAUAAGGCUUAAUGGUACAAAUAAAUGUUCAAAUAGACAUUUCACGUUAUCUGUGGGGUCUCAACACCAUAACGUGCAUGUCAACGUGAUUGACGUUUCAAUAUGUAAUGAAAUGAAACGCUGCGUUUUGGCGGCCUCUUCGUCGACAUGAGCUUUCGGGAUUUGCCAACAAACGUCACAGUCUCUAAGAUAGAUUGAAAAUGUCUGUUGAAUUUGUCCACGCAAUAUGAACUUAUGGUUUAUUUUGUAUUUUAACAGAUACGUAGGAUCAGUUAAAUCCCAUAGCGUAAUGUUUCCGUUUUGAAUAUCAAAGAUAUAAAUUCAACCAUGCCAACUAGUGUUGAUACCAGUAAUUACUGAUCAGGUCCGUUAUAGCGUUCCAUUUUUUACAUCUAUCAUAGCAAUAAAAUCGGAAUUGUAUAACGACACUUCCACGUUAGAAUGACAUUACUGUUGUGUGACCGCACAACGCACCGAAAAUAGCGUGCGCACACCGUGCACACAUCGUUCACACACCGUGCACACACCGUGCACACACCGUGCGCCCUCUGCACAUCGUGUAACGUUGUGCGAUCCCACAACUGUACCUUUUAUGCAACUAAAAUACACAAAGCAAUGGAAGAUAUUACGAUAUGACUGCCAUUAGAUCUUCAUCAAGAUAACAUUAAAUACUCUUGAACAGUGCAGACAAAUACCUGUGCUAUAUAUUACAUCAUGUUUGUCCCUUAUUUAGGUUAUACCUUAAUGUAAUAUGAGUGUUGGUCUGACAUUAUUGGUAUGGUCUAUAUGGCUGUUAGAUAUAUGCGUUUAUAUAACGUUUCUAAAAUCAUAUUGUUUAAAGAUCAAUCAAGAAGGUCAGCUAAAAUGAACGUCUAGACUAAUACAUCAGACUGACGUAUUUGUCUAAAUAAGACAUAAUUCUCUAGCUUUUUAUCUUUACCUUUCCAAGUGACUCCAUAAAUCAACCAAUGCGCAUGCGCACAUCCUACAUUUUUAUUCACCCUGCUCAUAAAUGCGUUUGCUACAUUGAUACAUCAUUAUGUUCCCAAUGCGCAUGCGUUACUGCACUAUUUUGGUCAAUAUCGCCCCUAGGCUACCAUUGCAUCCUCCUUCAAACUAUUCGGAACACACGAGUGGUACAUGUAUGUCUGGAGUGGAUUCGAAUGGAGUUGACUGUAGAAAGGAAGCAAUGCGAGAUGAUUGUGUUUUACCGUCGAUGGUUAUUGAAUAAUUUGUAUAUUUAAGUUUAUCUAAACAUUAUUAUGAUAAUAUAUAUUAUAGUUUAUUUACAGAGAAAGUAUUUUGUGUAGAAAUAGUAUGUUGUGUGAUAUAGCGUGGGUCGCUGCUGGGCUGUAUUCCUUAGGAUUCUUGUGAUUGCCUUCAUGUGUCGACCCUCGGGACCAGUAAGUGUACUGUUAUUUAUGGUUCCCAGCUGGCUACAUAUUGUACUCAUGUGUAUGCAUAAUAUUGGGAACAUUUAACCACAAAGAAAUAAAAAGCUAGCGUAGCUCUCCAACGUGUUAAUUUGUCUUAAAGCUAGCUUACAUAGAGUGGUGUUAUAUAUAAAAAAAAAAAAAAAAGCAAAAGCAAAUGUAGCAUUAUUCAAGACUAUAAAAAUUGAAAUAACAUUAGCUUAAGCAAUUAUUUGAAAGCAAUAAACGAAAAAUCACGUUUGUAUAGGAAGCCUAGUUUCAAGUUGAAUUUCUAUUUACAUGUCAAGCAUGUAUAAAUCAAUACGAUCGUACAUAUAAUAUAUAUUUUAAAACAUAGAAUGUAUUUAUGCCGAGUCAACAUUGGCUUAUUGGACAUAAGUAAUCAUGUUCUUUUAAAACAUGUUCUGGUUAAUGAAUUUCACAGACAAAGGCAACGCAUCAAUAUACGUAGCGCUCACAACUAUACAUAACCAACAGACAGAUAACCCACCCCCAGUCAGAGAUUACCGACAGACUUUGAUAACCAAAAAAGAGGUAACUUAUAGACAUAGUUUACCCACGGAUAUAGGUAUCCCACAGUCAGAGAGUACAUGUAUCCACAGGCAUAGGUAACCGGCAGACAAAGGUCACCCAAUGACAUAGGUAAUUGAUCUCAAGCGCUGUAGUUUUGACUGCAUUCUAAAUAAAUGUACAUGUAUAUGUCAUUAUCAUCCGAUGUGCCCAAAGCACAUGUACAUGCAUUGUUGAAAUAUCUGAAUAUUGCAAAUUUUCAUCGAAAAACCCAACAAACAAUAAUCAUAACUUCAUAUUAAAGUAAAUUCUUAAUCGGAACAAUUUUGUAAUUAAAAAAAAAAUAAAAAACAGUUUACGAGUUCCAAGAUCUAAUAAAUAAUAUAGUAGCAAAUAUAUCCUAUGUCUAUAUAUAAAACGGCACAAUGGCGUCACAUAUCGCAUCACAUGAAGCCAAACUGUUGAAGCGGAAGUAAAAAGAAAACCAUUUCGUAGACACUUGUCGCUUCAUGUUUUGCUGGUACAUAUAUGAGAGUUUGCAACAGACUUCAGCUUAAAUAUUAUUGUUGUCAAUCCAUAGUGGCUGAUGUGCAUUAUUUUUCAUGAUUAUGUUUUAUGCAAACGAACCUUGCGAUGUACCCUCUAAGCUCAAAACUGCACAAAUUCCUGUAUCUCCAAAACCGUUCCAUCUGAAGUUGACUACCUAGUUCUGCCCAGUCUUUAGUUUCUGUACAUAAUGUUUAUCGAAAACUAAAUGAGAUUAUUCUUACAGUUAAGUUGUCUUUUUGAUUAUGCUAAAGUAUGCAAUUUUCGUUUGCAAUCGUUUCUGAACGAUGGUUACUGCACAUAUUUGUAAACGGGGCUUUGAGACGAAUACACUACAUGUGAUUUUUAAUUUCUUUAAAUGAAUAAAAACAAAGCCAUCAGAUAUGAUAACGUUUCAAUAUCGUUCGAAUUUGUGCGGGAAAUACAUUGUAGCUCGUGAUGUCGGCUGUUCCUCUGUUGCUGUUCACUUUAUUGAUCUGCUCUUACCGAUAAAAACGGCGAAUUUGAUAUCGAAGGGAAAAUGUCUUGAAAGGAAUUAUAUCAGUGACCGGAUUGAUUAGGUUUCAGUGUAUAACUAAAGUAUGAGUACAUGAAUGAGUUGUCGUUCACCUGCUCUUGUCGGUCAGUACGCAAACGAUUCAAUACUAUUCUAUUUUUGAAUUUCAUGAUCCUUAAGCUUACCACGAACUAAGUCACGUGGGAUAUAACGAAUUUUGGUCACGUGGUGUAGAUUUGCAGCGUGUGCAUGUGGAGUGGGUCUUGUGUCUAUUUACAGUUUAAUGGUUGCCACGUUGUGUCAACUACGUAAUAAACACAUAAAAAGCCAG
This is a messenger RNA of Mizuhopecten yessoensis (Yesso scallop), 5134 nucleotides long. RefSeq names its product globin-5-like. Lineage: Eukaryota; Metazoa; Mollusca; Bivalvia; Pectinida; Pectinidae. Gene Ontology annotation, molecular function: heme binding; oxygen binding. The transcript has 5 exons. The record is from RefSeq and is a predicted model, not a curated record. The coding region runs from base 527 to 1117 and encodes 196 amino acids.